AUGUCUCAGGGAGACUUGGAUCUCAUUCAGACCAAACUUAAAUUGGCAAUUCAGAAUCAUCAGACUCUUGUUUCCAAGUUAAAAAGUGAUCCAAAGAAUCAAAUUAUGAAGAACAAACUAAGAGAGCUUCAAGUUGAAAUUAUGCAUUUAAGUGAAAGACAAAAACUGGCUGUACAGAAUUUAAGAAAGGAAAUAGUACAAAAGCAACCUGUUACUAAAAGUAUAAAUACUGGAGUACAACAAUAUGUAUCUAUAGCUCCUCAGCCUGUAAAUAUAAAUACUGGUACCACUACACUAUUAAACACUACUACCACACCAGUUAAUUUUGUUACUAUACCAACUGCUCAUAUACAGAAAACCUUACCACAGCCUGUUGUUAGUUCUAAUUGUUCUGUUAAUGAUUUGAAAUUAAAUCAACAAAAAAUCAACAAUAACAACAUAAUCAAUCGUAGUUCAUCACCACCAAUAAGAGUACCCCAUUAUCAAAUGAAUAAUAAGUCUAGCUUAAUUAUACAGAAUAAAGUACAGUGCAAUGAUAAAAAUAAUAGAGUUACUGAUAAACCUAACAGUAAUGAAAUGAAGAAGCCAUUUGAUAAAAAACCUGUCAAUUUAGAAGAAAAAUUGAAAAUUCAGUUUAUGGCAGCAUUAGAUUUGGUCACUCCAGAAACAUUAAAGGAAUUACAGUGUAAAAGAACAGAAAGAAAGAGAAGAUCAACAGCUAAUCCUCAAUUUAGUUAUAUAGAACCUGAGAAAAGACAAAGAGUUGCUGGUUAUAUGAUCAAUAAUAUUCCUACAAUAGUUAAAAGAGGUAGAGGUAGGCCACCAAAAUAUGGCACUUCACCUACCAAUAGUCGACCAAAUACUCCUACAACACCACACUCUACUGUUGAUACUGGUGUAUUAGACCAUAUACCAUCUCUUAAUAAUAACCAGAAUAUUAUACCACACUCUACUGUUGAUACUGGUGUAUUAGACCAUAUACCAUCUCUUAAUGAUAAUAACCAGAAUAUUAUACCACACUCUACUGUUGAUACUGGUGUAUUAGAUCAUAUACCAUCUCUUAAUAAUAAUAAUCAGAAUAUUAUACCACACUCUACUGUUGAUACUGGUGUAUUAGAUCAUACACCAUCUCUUAAUAAUAAUAACCAGAAUAUUAUACCACACUCUACUGUUGAUACUGGUGUAUUAGAUCAUACACCAUCUCUUAAUAAUAAUAACCAGAAUAUUAUACCACACUCUACUGUUGAUACUGGUGUAUUAGAUCAUAUACCAUCUCUUAAUAAUAAUAACCAGACAGAAGAUUAUUCGUGUGCUGUUUGUAAAGGAAGGGGACAAGUUUUACAGUGUAAUAGUUGUUAUAAAGUUUAUCAUAUGAAGUGCUUAGAACCACCAUUAUCAUACGUACCUACAGGAUAUUGGUGUUGUACAGCUUGUCAGACUAAUGGUACUGUUUUAUCAUUAAAUGGUAAUGAAUCAAUGGCUUUAGUUAAUUCUUACAUAGCAACAAAAACUGUAAAAGAAGAAGAAAAAAGAAAAUUACAACGAAGGACGACAGAUUUGCUCAAUGAACGUGAACUUUUAAAAGCCAAGUCCAAAGAAUUAGAUGAAAAUUUAACGAGUAAAUUAAAGUGUAAUCAAGAACUUGAAGAACAUAAUAAACAGACAAAAAGAAAAGUGGAAAGUUUGUCCAGUUUUUUACAAAGAUUUACACCAUCUAUGUUAUGUGAGAAGGAUGGCUAGUGUGAUUGUUUAUUUAUUUUCAACUUUAUUAUUUAACAGUAGUAAAUAACUCUUUUUUUAUGUCUAUAAAGUUUGAUGGUUGGUACCAUAGUGCUCAUCUCUGAAGACAUAUGAAAUCUUUGUCAUGUCCAAUAUAAACUAAUUAUUGUCUGAGCAAGCAAAUUUGAAUUUUUUUAAAUUUUUUGAAUUGGAAUAGCAGCUUCAAAAGUACUCUUAGCCUUAGAAUAUCUUUGCGUUGAUAAAAAUAUAAUAUUUUGUAAGUUUAUAUUGAAAAGAAACAAAUUUCCCUCCUAGAAAUAUCAACCAAAUAAAGUCACAAAUUUUGGCUGAAAAUUGUCCUCUGUAAAAACAAAUUUUGAAGACAUAAUGUGUAACAAUGUUUAUGUUUUUAUCAAUGCAAAGACAUUCUAUUUUGAGGCCGAAAUUCCAUUUCUCGUAACAAUAAUGGGAAAAAUUCAAAAAACUUUUUUCUUUGCUCAGGCAAUAAGUUGUCCAAUUUGAUCUUAUACUUAAUGACUGGUUUGCUUAGUUAAUUUAUCAUUGAUAAUCAAAUUAUGUACGGAUAUUAACUUAGAUACAGGCAGAUGGACUACAAAACUGAGAAGGUAUCAGGGUUGAAUUUAGACUGAAAAAUUUGAUCAGCAAUUUAUCACACCAAAUUUUAAUUUUGGCUAUUCAAGUUAAAUUUUUAACU
Molecule: messenger RNA, 2434 nt
Organism: Lottia gigantea (owl limpet)
Lineage: Eukaryota; Metazoa; Mollusca; Gastropoda; Lottiidae
Exons: 18
Coding region: 1-1740 (579 amino acids)
Source: RefSeq, a predicted model, not a curated record